Daphnia pulicaria is the source of this 1596-nucleotide messenger RNA. Its product is annotated as golgin subfamily A member 4-like. Bases 7 to 1587 code for a protein of 526 amino acids. NCBI's taxonomy places the organism in Eukaryota, Metazoa, Arthropoda, Branchiopoda, Diplostraca, Daphniidae. The transcript has 7 exons. The record is from RefSeq and is a predicted model, not a curated record.
AGAAAGAUGGUUGAUAGCGUCUCUGUUUCUACUCCAUUUAAUGAGGAAAAUAAACUUAAGGAAUCAUUAUCAAUCGGAGAUGAUUCCGUUCCAACUGAUUUGACUGUUUCAGUGAGUGCACCAAGUCAAGAUCAUGAAAUUAGUGAAAUAUCGUCAAUCGUGGAAAGUGAGAAACGGUCUCAACAGGAAAAACACCAUCAGGAUAUUGUGAAACGUUUGCGCAGUGAACUUCAGCUAACAAAGCUAUCGGUGUCGAAAAAAAAUGUGGAAACAGAAAAAAUUUUGGCCGACAAAAAACAGGAAAUUGAGCUAUUAAAACAGCACGCUCACCUAUAUAGUAGGGAAAAUGAGAACCUUAAAAAGGAGAAUAAUUCCCUAUCACAAAAUAUCGUGGAUUUACAGACCAAAAAUUUAAGACUGCUGUCUGAAAAUCAAAUACUCGAAGAGACUGCGGGUAAGACUAAGGAAACCAUAACCGGAUUGGAAAAGCGAUUAACAGAACUAACUAUUAAACAUCAGCGGACCCUAAAAUAUAUAGAAAGUGGCGAGUUCACUUUCGAGGAAUUUAACCGCUUGAAGGCCAGUGAAAACUCACUUAUCUUCAAGUGCGAGACGCUUGGUCGAGAAAAUGCAUCAUUACGUAAAACUGCGGAGAAGUGGAAGAAAAAAUUUACUAAACUACGGCACCAAUACGAGAAUCGGUUACAAGAUGAAGUAGCAAAACUCAGGAAAUCAUUACAAAAACAAAUUCAGAUGUUGCGAUCUUCAGGAGCAGAAACUUUAAAUUCUAAGAUGCUAGAAAAUGAGCAACGCCGAGUCACAGCUGAAAAAGAGGCGAAUUAUUGGAGGAAUCUGUGCGAGAAGCUGAAAUCUAAAGUGCGAGGGUUAGAAGUGAAUGAAGAGAAAAAGCGCUUCCAACUUGAAGAGAUGGAGACUAAAAAGAAUGAGCUUGUUCAACGUUUAAGUUUCAUAGCGUCCUCUAAAUCAAAAUUGGAAAAAGAACUGAGCGAAACUAAACAAACAUCUCAAGCCAGUUUAGAAAAUUUCAAACAGGAUAUUGCAGAGCACGAGAGGCGCGCACAGCAGUACCAACUACGCAUUGAGAACCAGACGAAAAUUCUUAACGAAUACGAAGAAGCUUUUCUAGCCGUUUACGGCAUAGAUGACGAAUCCAACCGCUGGCCGACAUUAUUAAAAAUACAGUCCCAUCACACUUCUCGAGUUUCGAAACGAGUAACCCAACUUGAAACAGAGAAUAGCAUUCUCCAGAAACAACAAAAUCGUUUAACAAACAAAAUUUAUCAACUAGAAUCUGAGUUGGAGUCCAAGGAAAAAAUGAUAUCGCAAGUUCAAGGACGGGCUCCUGAGACUGUUGGACUUUUUCGGGACAAAGACACUCUGCUGCGCGAAUUACGCUCACAAAUAAACCGCAAAGAUUUACAGUUGUUAGAGUACGCACGUCAGGUCGAGCGCUUGAAGAGAACGAGAAAUCAACUUGUGACUGAUCUAGAAGAUGUUCUUCGUGAUCGUACUGCCUUGGAGGAUGUUAAAACCAUGUUAAAACAAAAGGAGAACACUAACAACUGAAAGGAUGAG